UUUUUUCCAGAACAAGUAACGCAAAUAUCAAGAGAAAAUUUAUUUUUUCCCCUAUGAAUGUUAGCUAGUCGUCUGCAGACGAACGUCAACAAAGGAGCGCCAUGACGAGGUCUCUUUGAUAACUUCAUUAGAGAAUGUGAGCACAGAAGCAAGCCUCCAAGGCAGAAUGUCUCAGUUCUUUGGCAAGUUAGCAAGAGGUCUGGGCUGGGGACCUCAACCAACCAAGGUUAAUAAUGUCAACUGGGGUGAUUAUGCAAAUCGAGCUUUCACAGUUGUUGAAGGCAUGUUCAUUAUUAUACCACUGGCUGAGGAUGACAUAAUUGAAGACCCAAAUCUAGCUUUUGAACUCAUAAUACAUAAGGAAAUCAACAGUUCUCGCAAUGCUUACAGUCUUCUUAGAACAUGCACAGAAGAAGAGGCAAAACAGGCAUAUGAAGCUUAUAGUAAGAUCUUAAGUCCACUUGUGGACUCAUGUGGGAAGGAAGUCCUUUGUCAGGGUGUGUUGCAGAAAGUACUGGAUUUCUUACGGGAGCAUCUAUCUUGGCAUGUUGGCCACAUCACAUCUCAUUUUGGAUUUUUAGAAGCUUUGAAAAAUGAGGAAGUACAAAGCUUCCUUAAUGUUCCUGAAGAUUUAGAAGGACUUUACCCCAUACACGUUGCGGUGGAAAAUGAAAAUGAAAAGGUUAUUACAGCCUUGAUAGCAGCAGGUGCGGAGCUAGAUGUUGUAGAUAAAAGUGGAAAUACUCCUUUACACAUUGCUGCUUCAAAAUCUAUUACAGUUAUACAGGCCCUGAAAAUGAAACAUAAUAAUGUGUUGAACAAAAAGAAUAAAGCACAAGAAACGCCUUUACUUCUGGCUGCCCAGUGCAGCAAAUUAGAUAACAUCAAACAUUUGAUCCAGCUUGGUGCCAAUAUAAAUCACAAGGAUGAAAUUGUGGAUCAAAGCAACCAGAGCUAUUGGGACAAGGUAGAAAAGCUGGUGCAAGCAAAGGAUAUUAGCUCAAAGGACUUGCACAAAGGUGGAAAUCUGCUUCAUUGGGUGAAAACCAGAGAAUUGACAGACCUUUGUCUUGAUAUAGGUUGUAACCCAGAUUUGCGAAACUCUGCAGACCAGACACCUUUACAUAUUAUGGUUGUGAGAAACAGGAUACAGUGCAUAGUAACUUUACUAUGUCGUGGAGCCGGAGCAAAUUAUGCUGAUGUGGAAGGCAUGACUCCACUGCAUUUGGCAGCUGCUCAUUGUUCACCUACUUUAGUUCAGGCCUUCAUUGUAUUUGGAGGUGAGAUUAAUGUGCCUAACAAGAAUGGGGAGACACCAAGGCAUUUGGCUGCUUCUUGUAAUGACAAGACCAAAGCUACAGAAAGGGACAGAGUUAUAUACUUGCUGCACACUGUGGGAGCCAAGAGGUGUCAAGUGAAGCUAGCAUCCUGUUCUGAUGGAUGCUUGGAUGAAGGAAAUUUCAAUGGAGUGCCAUUGUAUGAGAAGCCCUUAUUAAGAUCUCGUUGGAUUAUGGAUGAAACUCUUAGUGAUAAACAGAUUUCAGAUUCAAUACGAUGGCAGGUAACUAACUGCAAUGGUUCUCAGAGAACAGGACGAGUAUUAUGCCUAGAUGGUGGUGGCAUCAAAGGCUUGGUGAUGACUCAGAUGCUGUUUGUUAUACAGGAAGUUUUAGGUAAACCUAUUAGCGAGUGUUUUGAUUGGAUCUCUGGCACAAGUACUGGAGGAUUCCUAGCUCUUAUGCUUUGCACAGGGAAGUCAGUUCAAGAUGUGCAGUCUCUUUACUAUAACCUGAAGGAGAAAGUUUUUGUUGGUGGAAGACCUUAUGAAGCUGGACCCUUGGAAGACAUACUUAUAAAGGAAUUUGGAAAAGAGACUGUCAUGAGCAGCAUUAAGAGUCCUCGUGUAAUGGUGACAUCUACACUUGCCGACAGAUUACCUCCAGAUUUGCAUCUUUUCCGUAAUUAUGAGUCUCCCAUGAGUGUCUUAGGUGUACAAGAAAAUAGUGUGUUCAUGAGCACACAGCCUCCAGAGAAACAGAAGAUUUGGCUUGCUGCCCGCUGCUCAGGGGCUGCUCCAACAUAUUUCAGAUCUGGCAAGUGUUCGAAGAAAGAUGAUGCUGGUAAAAGAACUUUGAACUCGUCCACAAAAACGUGUGCAAAUGAGAAGUUUCUUGAUGGUGGUCUGGUAGGGAAUAACCCAGUGCUAGAUACACUCACCGAGAUUGAAGAAUGGAAUUUGGCAGUGAGAGCACAGGGAAGAGAAUCAGAAGUUUUCAACCCUACUGUGGUGGUGUCACUAGGUUGUGGCAAACCACCUGUUAUGCUAGUUGAUACGGUUGAUGUGACAAUACCAAGUAUACUUGAUGUAAGGAGAGGCUUUACAGCAAUGUACAAUCUGUUCAAUGUCAUGGUGGAGCAAGCUUGUAGCUCUGAGGGUCGAAUUGUAGACAGGGCAAGAAUGUGGUGCUCCAACCUCCAUGUUCCAUUCUUCAGGUUUAACCCACAGCUCUCCCAAGAAAUUGCUUUAGAUGAGCAUGAUGAUGAAUGUUUGGUACGCAUGAUGUGGGAAACCAGAGCAUACAUGAAGGCCCAAGCUAAAACUUUAAACCUUCUAAAACCUCUCUUGGUGGGUCCUGAAGAUAUACCUGUACCUCCUCCUCGUCAGGUUACACCCUCAACCUCUCCAUCAAAACUCAGGCCUAGGAUCUCAGUCUCCAGCAGCACUAGUCAAGAUAUUCCUGAUACCCCACAUUCACUGUUGUCUGAGGGUACCUCUCCAGAUGACGAGGGAAGCUAUCACUCCACAAACCUAGAGCCAAAUGUUACCUUUGCUGAAAAUUCAGGUGUUGAGGAGCAGCAUCAGCUUCGGAUAUAUUCCAAUAAUGUUCCUUCUAGUGAGGAGAGUUCUUCACCAGAUGAAGCAGUAAACAAUGUGGAAGAUUCUGAAUCAUCAGAAAAGAUAUCAAUUGCUUCUUUGCAUACAACAGAUUAAUGUAUUUCAGAGAUUACACUUACCAAAGAGUUCUUGGUACUAUUUAUGCUUCUUGUAGAACAUUUUUAGCUUUGCAGUGGAGUAAUUUUGUGUGUGUGGGGGGGGGGGGUGCGUGCGUGCGUGCGUGCGUGUGCGUGCGUGCGUGCGUGUGCGUGCAUUAUUACAGGUAUGGGUAUGCUUGUGUUAUGCAUGUGUGUGGGAGCGAGUAAGAGUGUGUGUGUGUGCAUGUGCCUGCCUGCCUUGACUGACUGACUG
Molecule: messenger RNA, 3247 nt
Organism: Penaeus vannamei (Pacific white shrimp)
Lineage: Eukaryota; Metazoa; Arthropoda; Malacostraca; Decapoda; Penaeidae
Product: 85/88 kDa calcium-independent phospholipase A2
Biological process (GO): positive regulation of ceramide biosynthetic process; lipid metabolic process
Cellular component (GO): mitochondrion
Molecular function (GO): protein binding
Source: RefSeq, a predicted model, not a curated record